GUUUCCUCGGGACUUAAAUCGCUGGCGGACCGGUCGAUGACAGCAGAACAAGCACUUGCCCUUAAACUUGCAUGUAGCCAAAUUGACCUCAACUGUCAUCUAAAUCUUUAGUUAAACAUAAAGGAAACAACAACAGCACCAUGUCUCUUGCUGCAGAUGCCUUCGUGACGCAGAUAGCGGCUACAGAGCCUUGGCCUGAAAAUGCAACCUUGUACCAACCGCUGAAGGAGGAUCAAAUUCUGCUGUCAGACUGCGCCUCCUCUCUUGCUGUUCAGGCUUACCUCAGGAUGUGCGGUCUGCCAGUGCAGGUGGUUUGCAGAGCGAAUGCUGAAUACAUGUCGCCUUCUGGGAAAAUUCCCUUCAUCCACGUAGGAAACCAGGUGGUGUCAGAACUGGGGCCAAUAGUGCAGUUCACCAAAGCUAAGGGUCACUCUCUGAGCGAUGGCUUAGAUGACGUUCAAAGAGCUGAAAUGAAAGCGUACAUGGAGUUGGUCAACAACAUGCUGCUGACUGCUGAGCUGUACAUCCAGUGGUGCGAUGACGCCACAGCUACCGAGAUCUCUCGUCCCAGAUACAGCAAUCCUUACUCGUGGCCCCUCAGCAACAUCCUCGCCUAUCAGAAGCAGUGGGAGGUUCGCAGGAAGAUGAACGCCAUCGGCUGGGGAGGAAAAACCCUGGAGCAGGUCUAUGAGGAUGUGAGUCAGUGCUGCCAGGCUCUCUCUCAGAGGCUGGGAACACAACCGUUCUUCUUUAAUAAACAGCCUACAGAGUUGGAUGCGUUAGUGUUCGGUCACCUCUUCACCAUACUGACCACCAGGCUGACCAGCACUGAGCUAGCAGAGAGGAUCAAGAGCUACAGCAACCUGCUUUCCUUCUGCAGGCGCAUCGAACAGACCUACUUCGAAGACAAGAGCUCCUGAAGGACCCAAAACAACCCGACUGUCUCUCUGUAUCAUCUCAUCCUUGUACAUUCUGCCGUUCCUUCUUUCAUUCCCUUGUUGUAUUAAACAGAAGCUAAAACCUGCUACCUGUUCAUAUUCACAUACUUGCCUGUUAUUUAGCCUUCAUUCACUCUUUUUGCUUCCUGCUUGUACAUUGUUGCAUGCUGCAGCUAGGAGCUUGCUCGCUUUAAGAAUUAAGAUGUAAGAGUUCUUAACUGUAAUGACAAGUAUGGCUUGCACCACAUUACACAAGAUCACAACACAGAUCAUUCUUAAGAGUAUUACAGCACGCGUGUUUGAAGUGAAACACAUUUCUAAGAAUAAAUUAUGACAUUUAGAACACGCAACACAUAUGCUAUUCAAGUCUAAUUUGCAAAACCAUUUCAGCUGAACUGUUUAAAGAAGCCAGAUGAGUCUUCAACAGACCUUUGCAUGUUCAGCGUUAUGAGAGUUAAGUAAAAAUGUUAAUAUAAUAAUGCAACUCUUAGUGGAUCCCAAAAAGAGCUCAAGCAGUACUUGAGCAUGACAGCCGCUUUCCAACACAGAGACAAAGACUUAUUUAUUAGCACUUAUUAUUUUUCCAUCGCUCUGAUGCAUCAGUGCAUUUACAAACACCCACAGUCUCACCACAGAUAGGUUGAGUGUGGAUGUUAUAGCUGUGUUACAUGUAACUUAAGAAGCUUGUCAGAAAUGUGAAGCAGAGUUGUCAUUGCGUAGAAAUACAGAGCUUGCUUUUCUGCUGUACAAAAAUCAAAAACACAUGAACAUAAUGAUGAAGAGGAUGUGAUUUAUUCCUUGGUUUUUCAACCGUUGUUUUCUUUGUGUGAAUGGAAAGUGCCUACAAAUAAAAGUCGUUGCAUUUA
Thunnus maccoyii (southern bluefin tuna) is the source of this 1804-nucleotide messenger RNA. RefSeq names its product metaxin 2 (gene mtx2). Bases 141 to 920 code for a protein of 259 amino acids. The record is from RefSeq and is a predicted model, not a curated record. Gene Ontology annotation, cellular component: SAM complex. Gene Ontology annotation, biological process: mitochondrion organization. The transcript is spliced from 10 exons. NCBI's taxonomy places the organism in Eukaryota, Metazoa, Chordata, Actinopteri, Scombriformes, Scombridae.